UUCUGUAGGAGCUUUGGGAGAUGUCCAAAGACUAUGUAUGUGAUCCUGCUAUCAAGGGCCGCAUCAUUGACGUUCAUUUCCAGUUUAAUUAAAACGUUCCGAUAUUUGUUUGGGUUUGCUUUGGGACAACUAAUUCUGAGGCAUAGUGAUAACUUGAGCAAGACCCUACGAUCACCCAAGUUGUCUGCUGCUGAGGGUCAACGGAUAGCUUUGAUGACUGUUGCAACUCUGCACGUGCUCAGGGACGACACACAGUUCGAUCUUUUCUGGAAGAGUCUUCAAGAGACAAGGACUAAAUUAGAUGUUGAUGACCCUGUCCUGCCCAGAAAGAGGAAAGUUCCAAGGCGAUAUGAGGAGGGCAGUGCUGAACCUGAGUUUUUCGAUGUUUGCAAGCAAUUUUAUUGCCAGCAAUAUUACGAAGCACCCGAUUUAAUUGUGAAUGCUAUUCAAGCCAGGUUUGAUCAACCCGGAUUCAAAAUGUACCGCAAAUGGCAGGACCUUUUGCUAAAGGCUGUCAAGGGUGACGAUUAUAGGGAAUGCCUCAACCAUGUCACUUUAUUGUAUCAUGACGAUUUAGAUGCCCAACAACUGCAGCUUCAUCUUGAAAUUUUGCAAGCCAACUGUGGUCUCGUAGACAAGACUUCUGUGACAGUGUGUGACAUUAGGGACUACAUCUUGAGUUUAUCUCCUUACGAAAAGGAUUUGAUGUCGGAAGUAGUCACCGUAUUUAAACUCAUUAUGGUCCUGCCAUCUACCAACGCCGUCAGUGAGAGGUCAUUUAGUGCCCUCAAGAGAUUGAAAACGUACCUUAGGAGUACAAUGAAGCAGGAUAGGUUAAAUCACCUACUCUUUCUGCAUGUACACAAGGAUCGUACUGAUUCGCUGUCGCUGACACAUGUAGCCGAACAGUUUGUCAGUAGUUCUGAACAUCGAUUAUCAGUAUUUGGACGAUUCUCGUAG
Messenger RNA from Corticium candelabrum, 960 nucleotides. RefSeq lists its product as uncharacterized. The record is from RefSeq and is a predicted model, not a curated record. NCBI's taxonomy places the organism in Eukaryota, Metazoa, Porifera, Homoscleromorpha, Homosclerophorida, Plakinidae. Bases 34 to 960 code for a protein of 308 amino acids. The transcript has a single exon. Gene Ontology annotation, molecular function: protein dimerization activity.